AUAUGUGACGAUUGCGCUCACAAAAACACCCAAUAUGCAGAUUGCUAAACGCGAACCCGAGCAGCAUGAAGCCAAGCGGUUGAGCCCUAAAACACAGUCCGCGAGCCCCUCUGCUGCCGCUACCCGGAAACAUUACAAGGGCCGGAAAGGACCAACGUUAGGGGAGCACACGUCACUCACUUUUACCCAAAAAAAAUAUAUCACCGCUGACCGACCAAAAAUCCUCCUCGGCCCGCUAAAUAGUAAUCUAAUAAGCUUCCCGCCAGCCCAGAGCGGUCGGUAACCAAAUGGCGAGGAGGCUGCGGCGGUGUUCGUCGGCGUUGAUUUCGAGCGUUCACCCAGCUCAGCAUCAGUGAAAAUGGCUCUGGCUAACGACUGGAAAACAGCACGCAGAAAUGGAAGCGCGCCGUAGCUAGCCAGCCAGCAGGCAGUUAGAAGAAGAAGCAGAAGAAGAAGAAGAAGAAGAAGGCGUGCCAGGCCUCAUCCAUCUACAAACUCUGCUCUGUUACUGGAUGCGUAGGAUUGCUGAUGUGCAUUAAAAUGAGAGGCAGUCAGAAAUGCAUUAGAUAAUCUCCCUCAUCUGCCAGGGGAACUCAAAUCCCCCUCCAAGGACUCAUCUAUUGAAUUAGAGGAAACGCUGUAGGAACUCCUGGGCUGAACAUGGAUGGGGAAUCUUAGGUGAAGGAACACAGUUAUUCUCAAAGGAGACAAGAAAACCAUCAUUUGAACUGGUUCCUCAAUAAAAACCACUUUUAAUUAAUUUCUGAUGCAGUUGGGUGGAACUCGUCUACCUUUUACCUUUGAUCAUCAAUUUAUCACCUCAGCUACCACACUGAGUUUGGAAGUAUAGUGUGGGCAGUGGAUGAUCAAGAGGGAGCACCAGAGAUAAACAAUCUGGAGAGAUGAACUUUAAGCUGUCUCCAAAGUAAGAACAUAGUAGCAUAGUCCCACUCUUAGGGUAAAGUCUGUCUUUCACCAGUGAGUGGUGGGAUUACUGUAGCCGCUCCUAGCGCUGGAGGUUUGGCAUCUGCACCCCCAUGUGCCAGUGAGUGGGAAAUGUUCCAAUUUGGAAAAUACAAUCUGGACAUUAUAGAGAUGUUAAGUGGGCACCAGGCCCACCAGUUCAAAGGCCUUGGUUUAGAUCGACAGCUACAACAUCAGCAGCAAGUGCAACUACACCAGCAUCAACUCCAGCAGCAGCAGCAGCAGCAGGCUGAGUCUUCUGGAGCUCUUCUGUCUGGACUUGGCUUGGGCCCCCUGCAGGGGUCAAGAGGUAACGCCUUUUCUGAUUCUGCCUCCAUUUUUGCCAAGAUGAGUGCCCCUCCUCCCCCACCUUUACAACAACAGCCUUCCUCAUCUCAGACCUCUCGCUCAAAGUCAAGCAAGAUGAGCAGCAGCAGCUCAAGUCAUUCUUCAGGCUACCCGCAGUUCCUGCGCUCUUUCCACCCGUCUGAGGCAGCACUAGCACAGGAGCAGUUACACCCAAGUGUAGGUCGCUUUGAGCACUUUACAGGGGGAAGUAGCAGUAGUGGGAGUGCUGGGGGAUUAGGAGGAUUAGUAACAUCAGCACCUCCACCCCCUCCUUUACAUCCUGGCCUCUCUGUCCCCCAGGCAUCACCUGGCCCCUCCUCCUCCUCUCCCUCCCCAUCAACAUCUGUAGCCACCUCUAACAACCCUUCUAGCAGCAGUGCAGUCAGCUCUUUGGGACACCAGUUGGUUGGAGCCCAGUCUGAUGCACGGAGCCUUCACCAACAAUUUAGUUGCAUGUUAGCUGCUAAUCAAUACUUUCUUUCUGGUGUGCCUGCUAAUGCUAGCUUAGAGCAAUUUCUAGUUCAACAGGGAACUCAUAACCACUUAGGGAUUGGGUUAAGCCAGGCAGCUGGAGAGCCUAGCACUAGCCUCGCUCCACCUCCUGCUUUGCAUUCCUCCCAUUCACACGGCCACACAACUCCCCAAACCCAGCAGCCUCCCCAGCAACCUCCCCAGCAGCAGCAGCUUCCACCUCAUUCCCUUUCUCAUCCUCACUCUCAUUCUCAUCCUCACCACCCUCUCCACCCAGGCUCCCAGGCUUCAUCGCUAGGUGGCUUUGACUUCCAGGGCAUUCCAGUGCUUUCAUCUAAUCAGAUAGCUUCUCUGAUGCAGCAGGAAGCAGGUCUGCCACUUCCCUUACCACUUCACUUAUCUUUAUCGAAGGAAGAUGGUAAAGGGGAAAGCAGCGGAGGUGGAAGUAGCGGUAGUAGUAGCAGUGGCAGUAGAAGGAAAAAAGCCAUGGCUGGCUAUUUGCCUCAAAGAAAAUCCGAUAGCGGCAGUAAUAGCAGUAGCAGCCAUGCUCAGAGUAGCAACAGCGGUAAUCCAAGCACUAGUAGUAAUGGAGGCUUAAGUCAUGGGCAGCCCCCAGCUUUAAUUGGUAGUGGGGUUGGUAUUACAAAUAUGGGUGGAGAUCCAUCAUCCCUUCUUGCCUCUUCAUCAUCAUCCUCAUCUGUAGUUUCUUCUUCCUCCUCUUCUGCUCCCUCUUCCACUGCUGCCUCAGUACUGGUUACUAAUGACUCUCAGCUUUCUAAAUCUGAUAACCAGAGCUCAAUGCAACCCAACGCUUCAGAGUCUGAUUCAGAGCCCAUUUAUAGCUGUGGAGAUUGUGGCAAAAGCUUCCCUCACCUAUCAAGCCUUCGCAGGCAUAUGCGCAUGCAUGAGCCAACCACAGCAGGUACUAGCAAUACUGCCACUACAGGCCCCAACCCCGUUUACAUUAAAACUCAGUCUGACCCAAGCCUUCCCCAUUCGACCCAAGAAACUCCCCAACCCUCGUCAAAUUCUUGUCCUAGCCCAGACAAAAUAUUUCAUUGCCCUGAUUGUGGGAAAGGCUUUAAGAAAAAGGGGCACCUGCUGCAACAUGGAGUUAUACACUCUUCAGCCCGCCCAUAUGGCUGCUCCACCUGCUCUCGAGCUUUUAAUCGUAGAGAGUCACUGACACGUCAUGAGAAGAUUCAUGAGGAAAAGCCAUUCCGAUGUCCUGCCUGUGGUCGUGCCUUCCGAGAGAGCACCUCUCUUCUCAACCAUGCUGCCUCAGGCACCUGCGGCAAGCCAGGUAGGGGACCCAAACACCGGGGCAGCAAGACAGGAACUGAUGGUGAGGACAGAGUCGGGGGAGGGGGUGGAGGAGGUAAUGGAGGAGGGGGAACUUAUCAAAGCAAUAGAGGGGUUAUUUAUGGGAAAACUGAGGAAGAGGAUGGUAUAAUCAUUGUGAGUGAAGGAGAACCUAAAUCGGGUUUAGGAUGUGAUGGUCUGUUUCAAUCUGGAAGGGGAGGGAAUUCAAAUGACAGGGACAGAACAGAUGGUAAAUACCCCACUGACUACUCUCGGAAUCGUUACACAGGCUACCAUGAUGACCACCGUUCUCAAGGUAAUCCAUCUCCGUGCUACUCUGGUGCCUCCCCCUGUGGAAGUGGGAUGGCGGGCCCAGCUCUGAGAAAGGCUCCCUUGGCCCCAACUCUGCAUCCACACUCACAGAGCCACAACCAGCACCACCAUCCGCAACAGCAGCCCCACCUGCCUCUUUCGUCUCUACUGGAUGACUCAGAGGAUGAUGUCACUAGCUCUGUCAAUAAUGCAAUCUCUGCAAUAACAGCAGCUAGCAACAGCGGAAAUAGAGGGGAUGAUAGGGGAGACAUAAUAGGAGGUCUGCUAGGAGGUCUUGGUUUAGGACCUCUAGGCUCACCUUCCUCCACGUCUGGCAUGGAUAAGAAUUUCCGAAGUGGUGGGAGCCAAGAGGCUAUGAGCAGCAACCCACAGAAUCCUACUACCAAACCAAAACGUCCUCGCAAACCAAGAGCUAAAAAAGAUCCUGCAGCUGGUGGACAGCCCCCAAAACGUAGGCAGUACACCCCCCGAAUGGGGCCCAGUGGGCUCCCACGCACUCACCUUUGCAGUGUCUGUGGCAAGGGGUUUGCACGCCGCGAGACUCUGCGCAGGCAUGACCGCAUCCACACUGGUGAAAAACCCCAUCAUUGCACCAUAUGUGGAAAGUAUUUCAGAGAGGCUUUUCACCUCAGCAAGCAUCAAACAGUCCACUCUGGUGCAAAGAAUUACAAAUGCACAAUCUGUGGGAAAGAGUUUGGUUACUCCCAAAGCCUUAGGAGGCACAGCAAACUCCACCAGAAAGGGGAGCUGGAAGAGGUACCCACAACUCCCGCUCCAGAGAGCCUCAACAGCUUUAAUCCAAAUACUCAAUGUAGCGUGGCACAGGACAGGAGCCAGAAUCCAGCACCAAGCACCUCUUCCUAUUACCCCUACUCUCAAGACGUCAAGCCUCAAGACUCCAACCCUCAGCAACAGCCUCCUCCCCCACCCCAGUCGCAGCCUCCACCACAGUCUCGACUCUACACCUGUGCUAUAUGCUGGAAAUCCUACCGUCAUCACUUCCAGCUAACUGCCCAUCACCAGAUGGUUCAUGAAGGUGGGGGUGACAAGUUAUUUUCCUGUGACGUAUGUGGGAAACAGUUUGCCUACUCAAAUAGCCUCACUCGACACAGGCAGUCUCAGCAUGGAAUUACCCGAGCUGAACAGUCUAACUCCCAAGAAGGCAGCAGUGGGUCUGGAGAAAACAGAGGUGGGAGUGAUGUUAAUCAGUCAGCUUCUGAAAGUGAGGCUGCCACCAAUGCCCUGCUUCAGAUGGCUCCAGCCACUGAAGGCCAUGGAGGGCAGAGUCUUAGUGUUGUCACUCAUAGUCAUCAGCAACCACCCCCACAACCACCAGCUGGUUACUCUCCCCUCUUCUAUGAUGUUGCAACAGCCCAAUCCUCCACCUCCAGUGCUCCAUCCUAUUCUCAGCCACUCCCCCCAAACUCCACAAUCAUGCCCCCGCAGCACCCACAUUCCCCUGCUGGGGUAAAAGGAGAGCACAUUUAUCCAGCCGGAUCCCGUAGCCGCACGCUUCACACCACUGCCCCGUUUCAGCCCCUCACUGAACUGCCCUCCACUGAACAUCACCAUCUGCAUCACCAUCAUCACCUCUCCCACCAUCAUCCCCAUCAUCAGUUAGACACCCGGGCGCACCAACCAUUUGAGUGCAACAUCCCUCUGCCCCACGAUGACAUGAGACGACACAAGAAGAAAAAAAAAAGUCCGACAACAGAGAAUGGAGGGAAAAUAACUGGGAAUCCCAGUUUAGUGAGAUUUGAUGGAGUCAAACGGAAGAAAAAGAUAAGCUGUACAAUAAGAGGGCAGCAGAAUAAGAAACAAGGCUCUCUUCGUUUGACGAUUAAGCGAGGGGGAGGAUCUGGUGGUGGUGGGUAUAGGCUUAUCAACACCGGAGGAAUGAAAGUACAGAUCCUGUCAUCUCUCCAAGUUCCAGUGAAACGGUUCGGAUGUCCCAUAUGCCCCAAUUCCGUAUUUUCCCGCAAAGCAGGGCUGCUGAUCCACAUGGCAGUUAAACACCCACGAAAGGCCUUGAGCGCUCAGGAUCGGCUGAGGUGCAGAGUGUGUGGGAAGCAGUCUCACAGGCCUUUGACAGCCUUCAUCCAUCGAGCUUCCCAUCGUGCCAGAGGGACUUUCUCCUGCCGUCACUGCUCCGCUCGCUUCUGGAACGCUACACUUCUUCACAGGCACAAAGCAUCCUGCCGCCGCAGGGCUAAAAGACUGCAAAGAGGAGAUGCUAAGAGGCUGAAGCUUUCGAAGAGACCCGGAGAAAGACAGACACACGACAGUCAUGAGGAAAUGCCAUUCUUACAAGAACCUUACAGAUAUUGAUCCUGGUGUCUGAAAGAAAUGGCAAACAAGAGGAAUUUUUGUUGUUCAGUUCUAAAAUAGGAAAGUGAGAGGUAAAAAAAAGGGACUAGCAAAGGCAUCUACUGCCUUUAGGAGAAUUUGCCUCUUUCUCUGUUGCAUCUACUCUGCUAUUAGAAUGAGUGUGUUAACAACUACUGUAGAACAUUAUAUUAAAUAUCACCAGAGAUUCUUCCAGGUUAUAUUGGAAGAUGUUCAAAGGUGUUUUCAAAGACGUGACUGUUUCCAUAGGAUCAUAAAUUAACCCCUUAAGUGCAUUGACACUAUGCUUGGCUGACACUGUGCAGUUAUCUAGACAAGUUAGGUGAAAUGACCUGCUAAUGUAUCUUCCCCUUCCACAACUAAAGUUUCCUGCUACACCUCUUGCUGUAUGAUAAAGUCUCUGCUGUGUAUUUUGUCUUGUUGUUGUUCACUUAGAGGCUCUGAGGAGUUUGUUUUUUUAUGUAAAGUGCAUUUAUUAGGAAUAGGGACAUGGGGACAAAAAACUUUUUUUUUGUUAAUAGUAUGUCAGUGCAUGUUUGUUCUAUGGUCAAGUUUUUUGCUGAGGUUGUUGAAUCACUCCUGCAGUAUAUGAUGGUUUAUUCAGUAUAUCCCCAAAGGUUUGUAGUGUAAAGUUGAUUUGAGAGUUGCCCCUAUAUUCCUUAGUGAUUUAAUCACAUAUAGAUGAAAUGUAAGUUUCUGGUAAUUAGCAUUACAGUAAUCCCUUUCCUGCCAAAAUGAAGAAGCCUUGCUUACGGUGUUCACUUUACUUUGUUUAUUUGAGGAUAUUCCUAGCUUUUAUACCACGGAAUUAAAAAAAGGUAAAACAAAUCGACUAUAACAUGUUAAUUUCAUGUUAUUUGUAUGCUCUUUUUAGCAGUGAUUAUUUUUACAGUACUUCUUCAAAGUGUGUUCAAAAACAAGGACCUAUCAUGAUAAACAAAUGUAAUAUUCCAUGUAUUUGUGUGUAACCUAAUCAGUCUUCAUGCCGGUCUUCUACUUACCCCCUUAUACGUUUGAGUUGUUUCCUGAUCUGCAAUCAUGUUUUCACUGUUAAACCAUUUUUUUUUUGUUCAACUCAAUCUGAUGAAGUACAUUUUUAAGAACAUCAUGUCACUUUAUUCAUAUAUGAAAUGUUCAAACCCCUGUCAAGUUUUUGUUUUCUUAAAGAAAAAAAUUCUAGUUUUAGUAGAUUUCUAUCACAUUAUUUACUGAGAAGUCAGUAGUUGAUUAUAUUUCAGCAAUGAAUAAACCUUAAGUGUAA
Poeciliopsis prolifica (blackstripe livebearer) is the source of this 7024-nucleotide messenger RNA. RefSeq lists its product as uncharacterized. Gene Ontology annotation, cellular component: nucleus. The record is from RefSeq and is a predicted model, not a curated record. NCBI's taxonomy places the organism in Eukaryota, Metazoa, Chordata, Actinopteri, Cyprinodontiformes, Poeciliidae. Gene Ontology annotation, molecular function: RNA polymerase II cis-regulatory region sequence-specific DNA binding; DNA-binding transcription factor activity, RNA polymerase II-specific. Gene Ontology annotation, biological process: regulation of transcription by RNA polymerase II.